Messenger RNA from Centruroides sculpturatus (bark scorpion), 1711 nucleotides. RefSeq names its product RAB6-interacting golgin-like. The coding region runs from base 499 to 1308 and encodes 269 amino acids. Gene Ontology annotation, biological process: non-motile cilium assembly. The transcript is spliced from 5 exons. The record is from RefSeq and is a predicted model, not a curated record. Lineage: Eukaryota; Metazoa; Arthropoda; Arachnida; Scorpiones; Buthidae.
UUGAAUUAUUUGAAUCCCACCACUGGUUUGACCUGUUGAUAUCCUAAAUAUUUGUAGACUUUGCUUUCAUUCAUGGAUUCAAUUAUGUCUUUAUUUCUGAGUACAAAAUCAUCUUCCUUCCAGAUUGCUGUUUCUAUAUGAUAUUCUGAAUUAUCUAGGCCAAAAUUCAGUUGAAUGUCAGUGGAGUAAAUGUAAAAUCUAAUAGUUGAUGUAACUGUAUUUGUAUGAAUGUAUAGAGUUUUAUGUCAUCCAUGAACUUUACAUAUGUAUUUUGUUAUGUUUCACAUUGUAUCCAUAUUUGAUAUUUAAUCUAUUGGACAAUGUGUUCAAGGCCAGACAAAAGAAAAGUGGACUCAAUGAAUCUCCCUAGAAAAUGCUUCACUUUGUGUUUUUGGUUUGUUUUGAUAUAUCAAUAUGUGUUGAAAAGUUUAUACCAACUGUGUGUUCUUUAUAUUGCAUGUUGGAUGUUCUGUGUGCUUAUUUCAACACAGGACUUGAAUGAUGUCUCGUCAUGUUUUCUUCUUCCUCUUUGAUCCAGCUAGCUUCAUUUUUGUAUGGGACUGGAUUGGACAAAUGAGCAGACCAAGAUGUCUACAAGAUAAUAUUCUUGAACAGUUUGAACAAAGACAAAAGCAAAUGGAACAAGAAAAUGCUAAGAGGAAAUCACUUUUGACUAAAGCUAUUGCUGAUAGAAAAAAACGAACUGAAGCAGAAGCUCAGAAAUUAAUUAAAAUUCAGAAAGAAUUAAACCAUUUGGAUUCACUUUUAAGUGUUGAUGUUUCUAUUUUAAGAAAUCAAAUUGAAAUAGCAAGUAUGGAAUUUACUGAAGCUCAAAAAAGAUACCAGAAAGCAGAGAAAGAAUUUGUUGUAGCUAAACUUGAAUUAUUUCAAAAGAUGCAGCAAAAGGAGAAAUUAACUGAACAUCUUUGUACUAUUAUAGAACAGAAUGAAGCACGCAAAGCACAGAAAUUAGUUGAAUUAAUGCAACAAUUAGAGAUGGAUUCUUUGAUUGAAACAAAUAUUAAUGGAGUGGGGAAUGUAUUACCUCAGUUAUGUGCUCUAAACAACAUAGAUUAUUCUCUUUGUACAACAAUAAAACCUCCAUAUGUAGGAAAUAUUGAUAAUGCUGCAGAAAACAAUUCGCAUGACGAUGAUAAUUCAACAGAUGAGAAAAACUCUAGUCAGUGUGAGAUGUCAAGUAAUGAAACACUAGAAGAGAUAAAAUGUGAUAAUUGUGAAACAAAUACAAAUAAAUUGGAAACAUUAUCCAACACUGAAGACGUGAAUUCUAAUGACAUUACAGAAUAAGUAUUUUAUCAUAAACACACAUUUUCUUAUUGAUUUUUAAGUUUAUGUUAAGGGUAUUGAGUUAUGAAUAAUGCUUGAUUAAUAUUUAUUGCUACUUGCUAUAUUUAUUUAGAAAGAAAAUUUAAACUUUAUUUUAAUUCCUUCUUAUGUAUUAAUGAUGAUUAUUUUUUGUUUCAUUAUUAUAUUUUUUCCUGCAAAUAACCCAUUUAUAUUUAUAGAGUAUUAUCUUAAAAUUUGGACAAUGCGUUAUCUGAUGCAUCAAAUAGUUAUAAAGCUAUCAUAUCAAAUAACAUUAAAACUUAAGAAAGGAUAUCAAAAAUAUACUGUAUACAAUUCUAGGUAUUUCUGUGAUUCAUCUUAAAUAUAAUUUUAUUAACAUGUUGACAUAAGUGUACAUAAAAUU